Messenger RNA from Cuscuta campestris, 1042 nucleotides. Lineage: Eukaryota; Viridiplantae; Streptophyta; Magnoliopsida; Solanales; Convolvulaceae. The record is from the annotation of a GenBank genome assembly.
UUCGAGUCAUGGACUAAUUACUAAUGGCUUCAAGAUUCGCCAAGAGAUUCACCUCUACAAUUUUCAGACCUCAUCUUUCUCUUCCUUCGUCUGUGUCUCAUAUCUCUACCGGGAGCAAUGUUUCGGGGAAGACGAGAUUUUCUCCUUUCCUCCCUCGAUUCAUCGAUUCCACUAAAUCAUAUAACACCCAAAUAAGCCAUCAUCCUCUACCUCGAAACCCUAGCUGCAAAUUCCCAUUUCACCUGAGUCCCGUGUACUCUGAUCGGUUUCUGCUUACGAUUCAUCAACAGGUCAGAUCCGUAACUUCUUUUGACCAGCCAAGUGGCAGGAGAGAAUCUCAAGGAUCUAACGAGCACCCUGGCCAAAACCCUGAGUUGAAGCACCAGGAGAUCACUGGCCCCACUGUUGAGCGAGACGUCUCCGCGCUGGCCAACGAGACCAGAGAGGUUCUGGAGAAGAUGAUGAAGAAUGUGUACGGUUUGAGUAAGGCGUUGGCUUGUCUCGCCCUUGUUCAGAUGGGUUUGGGUGCCUGGUUUGUCUAUGCUACCAGGGGCUCUCCUAUGCCUGAGAUAUCAUUGCAGAGCUUCUUGGCCAUUGGGCUUCCGGUUUCGUUGGCUUUCAUGCUGAGAAGGUCACUCAAACCAAUGCGCUUCUUUAGGAAAAUGGAGGAACAAGGCAGGCUGCAGAUUCUAACUCUCACUCUUCAGGUAGCCAAAGAAUUGAACUUGCUCUUUUGUCGUGUUCAAGGCGUUUCUUAUUCUUGCAUUGCUGUUGCGGCCGUUGGAUUGGUUUAUGUUGCUUUGUCUAGAUGAGUUUUGGCUGAUCUUUGUGAAUUAAAUAUUUGCUCUCUGCCAUCAAUUUUAGUGUUCUGCUAAUAAUGGCUGAGUAUGGUUCACCAAAAGUGAUGACUUUCAAUGAGCUUAUAUAUGAAGGAAACAAAAUGACAUUUGAAUUUUUUUUAUGUUGGAGAUACACACACAUAUACACAUUCUAUGUAUAUAAUAUAUUUUUUUCAAUUCAUAAAUAAGGAGAAGGUACACGA